Messenger RNA from Jatropha curcas, 1323 nucleotides. RefSeq lists its product as uncharacterized. The record is from RefSeq and is a predicted model, not a curated record. Lineage: Eukaryota; Viridiplantae; Streptophyta; Magnoliopsida; Malpighiales; Euphorbiaceae.
UUCAAGGACUGGAGUUCCAAAAUAGCUCAGCCUCCUACAAUUUCUAAGUACCAAGUUUUUUUUAAAAUGCAUAAAUAAAUAAACUAUUUUUGUCUAAUUUGACAAGUAUAUAGAUAGAUCUUUAAAAAAGGAAAAUUGAGGCUUUCGAGCAUUUUAUUGAUUCCACGGUAAUCCCAACAGAAAUAAUUAACUGAAUUAACAUUUUUUAGAGGCACAAGGAGCUUUGUGUGUGAGAGAAAGAGAAAUCAUGGCGAGCAAUGUGAAACAACAAGAACGAAGAAGAAGAAUUGUGGAGAGAGGGAGUGAUCGGAUGGCUCUGAUCACCGGCCAAGUGCGAACGCUAAAUGAUUCGUCAUCGCUAUCAUCACCUACCGAAACAUCGACACAGCGUCCACAUCACCAUGCGCACACAGAAUCCUCUCCAUCAAUUUUGUUCUCUCCUGAUGAUCAGUCUCAAAUCAACCCUGCUCCCGAAGUAGCAAAUGAGGCAUCAUUUUCAAAGUUGGUGAAACUGAGGACAAUGAAUGAGUGUUCAUCAGGAAACAGAGCAUUUGACAUCUCAUCAGGAACCAGAGCAUUUGACAUGUCAUCAAGAACCAGAGCAUUUGACAUAGGAAAACAAAUAGAACCUCAACUUAAUAAAGUUGAAACAGUUCCUGAAAUUAUAAAAACUCCUGUUAUUGACACUAUAACCAGAACAAGCACACAGCCACCUAAAGCCACACCGUCAAUUCCAAAGCCACAAACUCAGUCCUGUUUCUUCUCUUCCAAAAGGGUAAAUUCCUGCAUUAUGGCAUCUGAGAAUAUGCGUGCGAUCAGCUCUCUCAUUAUAGCAAUUUUAGUGGUUAUGUCUAAUAUUGGGUAUCCAAUUUUUGGAUUUGAUUUCUUGAGUUGGGUCCACUUUAUCGUCUCUAGACCUUUUUUUUUAAUUCUGUUAACUGAUGUAACAAUUGUGCUUUGUCGAAUGGUUUGCGAGCCUGCAAAUUUCGUUGUUGAGGAGACUGAAGAAGAAAGAAAAGAUGAAGGAGAUAAUUGGGAUGGAGCAGUUAAAUUUUUGGAGAGAGGUUUGGUUUUAUACCAUGCUUCUCAUGGCCUUUUUAUUGAUUGUAGUAUUUAUUUGAUUAUGGUCAUUUCUGGCCUCUCUUUAGUCUAGUUUUUUCUGCAAUUCCAAGAUUAAUAAUUAUAAUUAAUAUUUAAGCAUUAGGCAGUUUAGUGCUUGAGGAUUUCUUUUAGUUGAAAUCUCUAUUGUCAUUCAUUUAUAUUAUUUCUGUAUAAACUUCUUGAGAAUAAGACUUAAACCCACCUAUUUCCAUUUGACUUCAA